CAUCCCACUCUCAUUCAUUUUAUUAAUAAUCAUUUAUGGUUUAUUUUUUCUUUCUAAAAUAAAAUUUGAUUCACUUUGAAAUAGUGGUUCUUCUUCAUAAAAUAGCCACAGAUAUUGAUAUCAUCGAAAUGAAAUGUAAUGUUUCAAACCUCAUUAAUAGUGUCGCCACCUGGUGUAUUCGAAUUUACAUGUUUGUCCAUGUGAUUAAGGUGUUCAAAAGAACUUGAUCUCGAAAUGGAAGAAUUGAAUAUCAGUGAAAAAAUUGAAUUAUAUAAAUUACUGGUAGCCAAUGGAUUCGAAUCGAUUGACGAAGAACGUCUAGCUCAAUCUCCAUUGGCCGAUUAUGGUGUAGAAAAAAUUGAAAAAAUAUUGAACAACUAUCGAAAGUCAACCGACUCGGCUGGUUGUUUAGGCGAUUCGAUUUCAAAUCUGUUGAAUUUGAAACAACAUUAUAAAUAUAAUGACAAUGACAAUGAAUAUGCUCAUGUUUAUCGUUUCAUUGCACAAUUGCUCCGUGGUCAGCUUGCUGAUCUAUCCGAAUUGAAUGAAAAAUCCAUGAACAUAAUGUUGACAUUAAUCAGAGAAAUGCAAUUAUUGGUCAAUUCAUUCGAUAGCAAUCGAUUGCUUGUAUCUGAAUCGGAUGAACAACAACAGCAAGAAAAUGUGAAAGAAAAACAAACACUUGAAACAUUGAAAUCAAUGUUUAAAUUUCAACGAAUAUCUGAAUUCAUGAAUCCAUUGAAUAUAUCGGCCGAAACGAAUGAUCGAUUAUUACAGCUAUUAUUAGAUGCCGAAAGACAAACGACGAGAAUCAACGAAAAAAACAUAAAAAUAAUCAUCAUCAUAAUCAUCAUAAUUAAUUAAUGUAUA
Messenger RNA from Dermatophagoides farinae (American house dust mite), 870 nucleotides. The record is from RefSeq and is a predicted model, not a curated record. NCBI's taxonomy places the organism in Eukaryota, Metazoa, Arthropoda, Arachnida, Sarcoptiformes, Pyroglyphidae.